Messenger RNA from Adineta steineri, 1098 nucleotides. The record is from the annotation of a GenBank genome assembly. Lineage: Eukaryota; Metazoa; Rotifera; Eurotatoria; Adinetida; Adinetidae.
AUGCGUUCUGGACAUUCAAAAGUAAAAAUAAGAAGAAAUGUUGUCUUUAAAUUAUCUACUAAAGUUAAAUCUGAUAGACCAGUAAAAUUAUUAACAAAAAAGAAUUGUAAACCACAACAGAAUAUUUUAUUCCUAAAAACACAUAAAACAGGUUCUUCAACUGUUCAAAAUAUUUUUCUUCGUUAUGGAGAUAACAACAAUCUUACACUUGUAAUACCAGAAAAAAGCAAUUAUUUUGGUUAUCCAAAGCAUUUCAAUCGUCGAAUGUUACAUUCAAAAUAUCGUCAGAACUCCAGUAAAAUACAAAAUAAUAUUUUUGCACAUCAUGCAAGAUAUCAUUAUAAAGAAAUGAAAUCAAUUAUGCCUCGUAAUACUAUUUUUAUAACUAUUCUUCGAGAUCCUGUUGUUUUAAUUGAAUCACUUUUCUCAUAUUAUAAUCUUAAAAAGACAUAUAAUGAAACUUCAUCAAUUGGUUUUUUAAAGAAUGCAUUUUCAACUUCAUUAAAUAUAUCUGCUUAUCAUGCCACAUCUAGUCAAAGAUUCUUAGGAAGAUUUGGACGCAAUCAAAUGUCAUUCGAUCUUGGUUUUAGUGUAGAAAAUUUUGAUAAUUUAAAAAUGAUUCGAGAAUUUAUUGAAGCUAUUGAUUCACAAUUUCAUUUCGUUAUGAUUGCUGAUCGUAUGGAUGAAUCAUUAAUUCUUCUUCAACAUACUUUAUGUUGGAAAAUGGAAGAUGUAAUUGUCUUUCGACAUAAUGCUAGACGUACGAGUGAAUUUACUAGUUUACCCAAAGAUUUACAAGAGAAUAUACGUAUUUUUAGCAUUGCUGAUGUUCUUUUAUACAAUUAUUUUUCGGACAAGUUAAAUCGUCUAAUAGAAAAAUUUGGUAAAAGAAGAAUGAAAAUGGAAAUAGCUGCUUUACAAAAUGCAACAAAAUCAAUUUAUCGCCAGUGCGUUCAUAAAGAACCUUUCAAAGAUAUGAUUGUAUAUUACAAUAAAAAUCAAACUAUAGACAAAAAAUGUCAAGAUUUUGUUAUUUCAGAAUUAUCUUACACUGAUUUAUUAAGAGAAGAACAAAACAAACGAUAUCGUUUUAUUUAA